AGUUCAACGUCACUUUCUGAUUUCACGGCCUUUAAUCAGUCCCCAGGGGACAAGCUUCCUGGAAAUUUCCCAGGAAACACUGCAACAGCGCAUGCGCCUUUGCUCAUUAGAGGCGAACAUGGCGGACCCUCUCUCGUCCGAAGAAGAGCAGGCCACAGCCGAGUUUCUUCAGCGCAUCAACUUCUGGCGGUCACAGCACAAUGCCGCACCCCUCCCCUGGGACACCGCUGUCAAGUUCCUCAUGGCCAGGAAGUUUGACGUGAACAGGGCCAUCGACCUUUACGCUCAGUACGCUGCAACACGUUACAAGGAAAGCAUCUUCAACUUCCACCCAACAGAGGACCCGCUUAAGAGUGAGCUGUUGACGGGGAAGUUCACAGUCCUGCCCACCCGAGACUACCACGGGGCGGCCAUCGCUCUGUUCACGGCCAAACUCCACGACCCCAGCAAGAGCACUCAUCAGCUGACUCUCAAGGGUGUCAUCUACCAGUUGGACCAAGCACUUGAAAACCGUCAGACCCAGCGGAAUGGGCUCAUCUUCGUGUAUGACAUGACAGACUCUGCCUACAGUAACUUUGACUACGACCUCAGCAGGAAGAUCCUCAAUCUGCUCAAGGGAGGGUAUCCAGCGCGUAUGAAACGAGUGUUAAUCGUGACUGCGCCCCUGUGGUUCAAGGUGCCCUUCAGCGUACUGCGACAGUUUGUCCGAGAAAAGCUCAGAGAAAGGGUCCACGUUCUGGAUACAACAGAGCUGCACAACUUCAUUCCCCUGUCUGCACUCCCCACCCACCUGGGGGGAGACCUGCUCAUCGACCACCCCUCGUGGCUGCAGCGCUGCUGGAACGCCUCCCUGGCCCAGGACCACGCCGGACCAAACGACACCCCUCCCUCCCCCUCCGAGUACACCCCCUUUGUCAGUCCCAACAUGAAAAACAGGACUGAGAACGACAAGGACCGCGACUCGGACGCCAGCUCGCAGAAUUCAGACACUGAGCACAUUGACGUUGCUCUGAACGGCAUAGUGGACGUCACCAAACCGGUUACCAAGUCCGAGCCCAACACGCCCACAGAGACAGACAGUGGCUUCUCAGAGAGGCAGGGCGUGGAAAAGCCGCAGGCCGUCAGCGCGGCGCACACCACGAACGGGAACGCUCAGGCUGCCGUGGACGACAGAAUAGAAGACGAGGACUCAAGCGAGGAGGAUGAAAGUGUGCCGCCGCCACCUCUGCCCAGAAAGACAUACUUGACAAAUUUUGAGGAAGAGUCCAUUCACACAGCGGAAGAGGGGGGAAUGACCAUGGACCAACUUUGUGUGCACCUGAAGACGACAGGAAUAAAGGGAAUCUACAAGGAGUACGCCAUGAUCAGAGCUGAGGCUCCCGCAGGGACUUUCAACUGCUCCAAGGCUACAUACAACCAGUGUAAGAACAGAUAUACAGACGUUCUCAGUUUGGACCACUCACGAGUUAAGCUCAACAUCUUGGAUGAGGAUGAUACCACUGACUACAUCAACGCUAACUACAUGGAUGCCUACAAGCACAAGAACGCAUUCAUCGCCACCCAAGGCCCCCUACCCAGGACAUUCCCCGACUUCUGGCGAAUGGUGUGGGAACAACAGGUGCUCAUCAUCGUCAUGACAACCAGAGUGAUUGAGCGAGGGCGGCUGAAGUGCGGGCAGUACUGGCCAAACGAGGAGGGGAUGCUUGACCACUACGCCAACUUCCGAGUGACCAACCUGGAGAUCCAGGCCGGAGAUGACUACACCAUCUCCAGACUCAAGCUGGACAACCUGGAGACGGACGAGUCUCGGGAGGUCGCCCACUUCCAGUUCACCAGCUGGCCAGAUUUUGGCGUGCCGCGCUCGGCAGCGGCCAUGUUGGAUUUCCUUACGGAGGUGCGACAGUACCAGGCGGACGGUUGCAAGGCCAUGGGGCCGGCCUGGGUGGGGCACCACAGGGGGCCUCCCAUCGUGGUACACUGCAGUGCUGGCAUUGGCAGGACAGGCACCUUCUGUACGCUGGACAUCUGUCUGGACCGGCUGGCGGACAUCGGAACGGUUAACGUGAAGGAGACGGUACAGCGGAUGCGCACCCAGCGAGCCUUCAGCAUCCAGACACCUGACCAGUACCACUUCUGUCACACCGCCAUCAUCGAGCACUGUCAGAGACACGGCACCCUGGGACAGGUAGACUACGGGCAGUACGACGACAGCGACAGCGACUGAGAGACACUCAGAAAGAUUUUCUUUGUGGUCAAAGAAACACCAAGGAAAUAUCGAAAUGCUCUUGAAAUUAUCAAGCUAACCUACGAAUGGAGUAAAAACUGUAAUUUCAGUGUUCCCUAUUUUAUACUGAAGUUUGCAACCAAACCAACCAUCUUGCAGUCUUAUCUAUAGAGUAUAUACUCCAUGUUGUGAAUCGUCCACUGCAGUAUUUAUAGGGUGAAAUCCGGAGGCUCCAUGCAUUGUGAAUGCGUGCCCAUCAAGUUAAACGUGAUAACUCUUGUAGAAAACUUUGAAAAAGUAUCAAAAUAUAACUCUUUACCUCAUUUUCCCAUGGAUUGAUUUAUUGUAUACCUUACCAAGUGGCAGUUGGAAAGAAAAGCUGGAUGGGUAUGAAUGCAGGUACAUUGAGUGAUUCUUGUUUUUUCUAGUGAUGUUGAGUGAAGUGCCUCAUUUACAAAGUUAUGAAGAGUGUAUAUUCAGACCACGAAGGGGCCAACUUGUACAGAUGACUUCCUUGUAACUACCGAACACCCUGCUCUAUAAGAGGAGAAAGCCCACUAAAGCUUUGUUAAUACUAGCUCCUUUUUUUCCAAACUCAUUCUCGGUGAACUGAAAAAAGCAUUUCCAGUUCAAAGUUGUCUUCUUGGGAUACUAAACACCUUGGUUGUGUAUUUUUGUUAUGUUCCCAUAAUAUCAGAAUUCUACAUUAUGACGUGUCUGUCAUUAUUGGAAUUUUGUAUAUUAUCGUGAAAGUCCUGUCCUUAUAUUUACUGUGUAUCCACUACGGCUAGUGUUUCAUGUAAAGGAAUUCAUAGAGAAAUUGUGGAAAUUUUGAGUAAAAUACUUUGCCAGAAAUCAUAGCCCAUGUUAAGAGAUGACACUAGGGUUGUCGGUUUCCUUACGUCUUUCCUUAAGUCUUUGUCUGUACCACUGUUGGCCAGUAAGUUGUAAAAAAAAAGUUCAUUCAAUUAUGUAAUAUGUAAUAACAAGAGCCAAGCCUACUAAUAAGAUUAUAUCACUUGUAACAAAAACGUUCGUUCUUGUAACAUUUUGUAAGAACGUCACUGUUAGAUUUUCUUUUCCAUCCCUAUGGUUCAUUUAAAGGACAUAUUUAUUGACGGACAUAUUUAAUAUGUAAUUAUUAUUGUGUAUACAAGUGGGUCCUAACCUUAUAUAUGAUCAUGGCAUAUGGCAAGUAUGAAUGAACCAGAUAUUAGUAUCCAGAUAACAAGUUAUUACAAAAGCUGUAUAAAGGUGUUGGCAUGAUUGUAACCAAUGUGGUAUUUUUCAAGCCUGAAACAUUGUGUUUCUUUCAAGAGAAUUACAGUAGUUUUCCUGAAAUUUGUACUGAGACUUGAUAUGGUUCAAGUUCCAUGUACGGUAAGAUCUAGAUUAACUAAAAGAUAGGAUUUGCUACUUGGAUGUCUUGGAAAUUAUGACGCAUUGAAUUAUGUGCAUAAAGCCAAGAAAUUGUUGGUCCUUGCUGCCUGAAAAUUAUGUGCUUCAAGCACCUUGUAUACUGCUUCUCAUACAUUUAAUUGGUAUGCAGCUAGAUGGUAGGCAAAACUACAAUAGAUGUCUUUCAACCAUUGCCUGCUACUUCAUUUCUGCUUGGCUUAUUCUAGGAUAUUUAUUUGAUGUUUUUGUUGUGAUCACUGGAAGAUAAAGAGCUUGAAAAGCCUUAUUGUUAGCCUGUAUCUACAGCAUUUCUUUUGUAUUGAUGAUUUUAAAUAGUGAAAUAUUUCCCAAAAUGUGACACAACUUUUUCAAAAUGUGUGCAAGAGGAAGCACUGAGUGCAUGUUUCAGUUUGUUUUAGGGAAGGGUUACUCUAGAACGCAUAAUAACCAGACGCACACUGAAAACCAGAGAGAAGUGGUGAAAGUUUGUAUAUCUAUGUGUGGAAGGACAGGAGAGGAAGUGUACUUGUUAGUUUGUGUUCCUCAGCAGGUCUGGAGAUGUUGUCUGGGCCAUCUUAGACUUCCAGCUUGCCUCUACUGUAUUGAGCCGCCCCAAAACAAAUUGAUUCUAGAGUGAAAACCUGAAGACUAGGUGUUACGGAAAAAAGCGAAGAUGUUGCAGAUGUCUUAACAGUUUUAAGCAAACUUUGGUCACUUAGAGAAAGAAAUACCUGAAUUUUUCUGAAGACACUUUUUUUUUUCAUUUGUUUAAAAGUAAUUAGAAUAUAAAAGGAAAAUCUCGACAAUGUGUAUGAAAUAUGCAAGAACCCAGUCAGAUCAAGGAAAGACCUGCAUAUUAAGAUUUACAUGUACAUGUACAUGUGUGAACCAAGCACGUUUUGAUAUGAUCUUUGUUAAAAAAAGGAACUAACCGCUUACUUGGGAGCCCCUUAUGUUACAGUAGUGCAAGCUACGGUUGUAAAUAUCUAAGGACAACUCAGUGUGAAAGAUGUGCAGUGCCAGGUCUGUUGCUAGGGGGAGCUCCUGCAUGACACCUGUUUCAACCCGUGUCUAAAAAUGUUCAGUUAAUGCCUAUAGUAGAGGGUACAUACCAUAUAUUAUACAGAAACCUGUCUGUGUUCUAAGCUGACGUGCACUGUUUGUCCCUGAAGUGCCUGUGCAAACUUUUGUAUUGUAAAGCUAUGUAUAUGUCUCAUAGUAGAGAAAAAAAAACAUAGUAAAAAAGUGUGUAAGAUAAAUAUAGACAUUAUAUACAUCUAGGAAGCAUAGCCAUGUCCAUUAUUUUGUACCUGUACUUUUGUGAUUGAUGGUGUAGUCUACAAACACAGUAACUCGGAAAGUAUUUAAGUAGCUAUUAAAAUGUGCAGUCUCUUUCUAA
Molecule: messenger RNA, 5021 nt
Organism: Branchiostoma floridae (Florida lancelet)
Lineage: Eukaryota; Metazoa; Chordata; Leptocardii; Amphioxiformes; Branchiostomatidae
Product: tyrosine-protein phosphatase non-receptor type 9-like
Exons: 12
Coding region: 92-2224 (710 amino acids)
Biological process (GO): protein dephosphorylation
Molecular function (GO): protein tyrosine phosphatase activity
Source: RefSeq, a predicted model, not a curated record